AUGGCCACACUGAACAGCUAUAAACAAAACACAUCAAUGUCGAUGCCAAGCCCCCAGAAUAAUCCGCACUACAUGAUUGCGGGGCCCCCAAUGAGUUUCGGUAUGAUGAAAGGCGGUAUGAAUGCACCGCCGCCUAACCAAUACCAGUAUCACCCCUACGGGGGUGGGUACGGGUGGCAACAUCAGGCGCGUUUCGGUGCAGAGAGUGCGAGGCGUACGGGAGGGGCGCAGGCCCAGAGCAAGGAUGAUAAGACGAGCCCAUUCGUGUCCACUGUACACUCACAUCCGGGCUUCCAGCCGCAGAAGAUUGGAAAGGGAGCUGGGAGCGGCGCGGGUCUCCCCAAGCCACCGAAGCCACCAGAAAAACCUCUUAUGCCAUACAUGAGGUACUCCAGACGUGUAUGGGACAGUGUGAAAGCGGCAAACCCAGAUCUUAAGCUAUGGGAGAUUGGACGUAUCAUCGGGGGAAUGUGGAGAGAUUUGCCCCAGUCAGAAAAAUAUGCAUUCGUUGAUGAAUAUGAAGCUGAGAAGUCGGAGUACGAGAAAAGUUUGAAGACAUAUCACAACUCUCCAGCGUACUUGGCGUAUAUAGCGGCGAAGAACAAGGCUGUCGUUGGUAACUUGGAAGAGGAAAGUUCAAGUAAGAAAGGCAGUUCGCAGAAGGAGCAACAGCAGCAAGACAGAAGAAUUGACAUACAACCCGCCGAAGACGAAGAAGAUCAAGACGAAGGUCUAUCAGUGAAACACGUGGCCUACGCUCGCUACCUCAGGAACCACAGACUGAUAAACGAGAUCUUCUCGGACACCGUUGUGCCGGAUGUUCGGUCCGUUGUCACUACAGCUCGGAUGCAGAUACUGAAAAAACAAGUCCAAUCUUUGACGAUGCAUCAGAAGAAACUCGAGGACGAGUUACAGCAGAUCGAAGAGAAGUUUGAGGCGAAGAAACGUAAAUUUAUUGAGAGCAGUGAGGCUUUCCAAGAAGAAUUAAAGAAGCACUGCAAGCCGGCCGUGGACGACGACACGUUCAGCCGCAUGGUGGAGCGCGCGCUGGAGCAGCUGCGGCGCGGCCCGGCGGCGCCGCGCGACCGCCCGCACGAGCCAAUGGAACAAGAUCAAAACGCGAUCAAGUCUGAAUCUGGGCCCAACGCACCGACCCAAGUGGACAAAGUGUCAACAACGGAAGUAAAGCCAGAUGCAAACAACACCACAGAGCUGAAUAAACCGGAAAGGGAAACUAAGGAUCCCGCUCCGGAGACCACUACAUCGGAGACUGAUGCUGAACGAAAGGAAGAAAAACAAGCUGAAGCAAAAGUAGACAACAGAGAAGUCCCAGCGCCGGGACCAGCCAAUUUGCCGCCUCAAUCUCAAAUAAAUUCACCCACACCGCCUGUGAUGAUGAUGCCUCCAAACCCCAACGCCCCGGCCCAUCCAGCAGCCCCCCCACACGGUGGACCUCCCCCUCCACCAGGCGGCUACGGCGCGGCGGGCUACGGCGGGCGCUACUACCCGGGCUACGCGGGCGGCUUCCCCGCCUACCCGCACUACUACCCGCCCGACCACUACCCGCACCACGCGCCCCAUCCCCACCACGAACUUAAGCCUGAGGAGCCACCUGCUAAGAAAGAGGCCGAAUGAUUGUCACCGAAACGCGUCGUGAAACGACGCAGAAAAUCUUCAUCCAAGGAGGUGCAAUAAGUGCAUUGAAGAUUUUCAGUGAUUUCAUAUUGGACAAUUUCUAAUAUUAAUGUGAAAUGACAUUUCUUUAGAUUAGAUAUGAAAACUCAAUAAGGAAUCUUGUGUAAAUUUUUAAUGUUUGUAUGUUUUACAUAAAUUUCUAUUGUUUUUUGAUAACUUUGAAAAUGGUGUAUCUUAGGGAAAGUAAAAUAAAACAUAAGGAAUUAAUAAAUGUGUACUUCAGUUAGUCUGUAACAUAUUCUUAAUUUAAGAAAAUCCAGUUAAUAUUAGACAUACAGGUAAUUUCACAGUGACAUACCAUUUACUUGAAAACUAUUAAUAUUAGAAAAAUGUAAACACCUAGACAUCUGACUUAACAUCAAUGAUUUUACGAGCAUGAUUAUAAUAUAUUUUUUUAUAACUAUGUUAUUCUAAUGUGAAUAAUACUUUAUUUACAUUUAAUAUACUUAGGAUAAAAGUAUAUAUUUAUCACUUAAUAUAAAUUAGUUUCUAAGAGUAGGUACACUUAGAAAGAUAAUAAAACUAUAAAUUAUAGUUGUUUAUCUAUUCUCCUCCAUUACGAUUCUGUUGCUGUUUCUUCCAAACUCAGCUAUUAUUGGACGUCCAUCCAUGAUUGUUCCAUUUACUUCCUCUAAAGCCUGUAUGGCCAAGUCCUCAUCUGUAAAAUAAAAUAUUCUUAUAUA
This is a messenger RNA of Melitaea cinxia (Glanville fritillary), 2378 nucleotides long. RefSeq names its product SWI/SNF-related matrix-associated actin-dependent regulator of chromatin subfamily E member 1-like (gene Bap111). Gene Ontology annotation, biological process: negative regulation of DNA-templated transcription. The record is from RefSeq and is a predicted model, not a curated record. NCBI's taxonomy places the organism in Eukaryota, Metazoa, Arthropoda, Insecta, Lepidoptera, Nymphalidae. Gene Ontology annotation, cellular component: SWI/SNF complex. Gene Ontology annotation, molecular function: nuclear receptor binding; nucleosomal DNA binding. The transcript is spliced from 14 exons. The coding region runs from base 1 to 1635 and encodes 544 amino acids.